AAAAAGCAAGAGUCUUUAGAAGCAAAGCUGCAAGACAUGAACAGAGAUGUAGAUUUGGAUGACACACUAGUAGAUGAAGAGGAUGAUGAACCAACCAAGUCAAGGCCGGCAGCGGGAAGGGUUAGCAAGAAAGAAGCAUUGCUGUUAGAAGACCUCGAGCCYAAGGGAGUGUCUGCCUUCAAGAGAGAUAACCGCGAGCCGAACAAACUUGGCAAGACCCAGAGGAAAGGCCCGAUAUCGCUAACCACCAACACUGACUCCGAUAUGUCCGAUUCGCCUGGCGAGAUUUCACCGCGCGCUCACUCRAGGAACUCUGCUGYAAACAAACAUAUAACRCAACAACAGACGAAGGGAUUGGCCUCGAAACCUUAUCACGUUGAUUUGUCUUCUGACGAGAGCACUGAAGAUGAAUUACAACAAAACUUGUUAGUCUUACAAAAACAAGCUGAAUAUCGUAAUGCGGAUCUUAAGAAAAGGCUUGUCGCUGAGUGCGACGCCAUUUCUAAAGCGAAGCGGUUUUUGAGACGUCAUAAAAAGUCUGUUCAAAAGCGUCAAGCUGCACUCGAGCGAGCUCGUAAUGAAUGGAAGCAUGAUGUAACUACGAAUAUUAAUAGAGGAAAGCCUGUCUCGUCAAAGAACGCWACACUUCUCGAAGAYGUCAAGUCUAAACUUGAAGAGGAAGAAGCAGAACUGACCAUCGUUGUUGAUAACAUGAACGCGGGGCAGGAAUUGCUGAGGCARAAAGAGGAACGGUUAAAGAUCCUAGAGAACGCUUUACUCGGUGGGCUGUCCACUACUGCAUCCGAAUCAGAAGAUUUGCCCAUGGACAAGUUUUAUCGUAAAUCUGUCGGACUUCCACGUGACAAAUACCGACCACACCGAACCACACGACGACCGCACGACGACGAAGACUCGAGUGGCUUCAGCAGUAGCGACUAUAGUGACGUUAGGGGRCGUGACGUCAGAAUGCCACGAGGUUCUAAGAGCCUUCGUUUUGCUCCUAACCCUUCAAAGAGCCAUAAUAUAGACGAUGUUCAGUCUUCUCUGUCUACAAUUAAUACCGACCUGGCGAGGAUUUUAACGCUGUUACAGUCACAGGCUUUACAACGACCCACGCAACAUGUACAGUACGGAAAUCCCGAACAACCAGUGUUUGCACAGACUGCGAGACCACCAAGCAGCGGUUAUAUGACAGCACCUAUAGAGCAUGCUCAGACUAGUCGUCCGGAGAUGAACGGUUAUCAUCAGACACACUACAAGCCUCARGAAUCAACAGAAUCAGCGUUAGAGAGAAAGUGGCAGACAUAUUUUGGAGGUCAAAGUCGUUCUUCUCCUGCCAGUCUUAGUUUAGGGGCAACAUUACAAGGACACAUAACAGCAAGGGAUACCAAUGGCCCAGGUAACAUGAAGGAUAGACUAACAGACUGGACGUCAGAAGGACAGUUAAAUGUUGCUGAGAGACUUCAGAACCACGCCGACUGGUUGAAAAACUUUAGACGUGAAAUGGGUUUCGGUGACGGUCCUGCACAGUCUUCCCGUGGAUCGAUGGCUGCAACAUCUCGAUACCCAUCGCAGACGAAGAGUGCUCCAAGUCCAUCAAACCUCUGGACAACCAACCCACGUGGUAUGGGGAUGACACAUCGGCCUAUGCGGCUCGAAUUAGGAAAAAAUAACGAAAUACGCUACGUUUAGAAUUCCAUACUUUAUCCACAGAUAUAUAAACAUCAACUCUUAUUAGGCUAAAAUAAAAAGUGAGUGAUCUUUUUUUGCUCGAAGAACAUUCUCUGCAAGUGUGRCGUUCAAUUACAAAUACAGUCGGAUGUUUUAAACUUCAUUAUUACGGACAUAUAAGAAAGGAAAUACUGUGUAUGACAGGGCAGCCGUAUGACAGCAAGCCAACUGCAUUGUGUCCGUACUAAGGAGGUGUACGUAAUUCAGAGGUAUUCGUCGAGGUAACCAUAAAAAUGUUACAUUAAAAAGCAUACUUUUUGACACUACAGGAGCCACGCCCAAAAUCGGAUCAAACGAGAUAUAUAUAGUUAUUUGAAAGAAAUAAAUCAUAAUGAUCCAACACAUCGUGAGCCAUGCUUUAUCACCGAGCAAAGUCAUAAUAUUGUGAAUAUAUUAGAUUGUACUUCCUUUGAACUUGAUUUGCAAUAAACCUGUGAAAUAGUUAU
This is a messenger RNA of Exaiptasia diaphana, 2177 nucleotides long. RefSeq names its product centrosomal protein of 164 kDa. The record is from RefSeq and is a predicted model, not a curated record. NCBI's taxonomy places the organism in Eukaryota, Metazoa, Cnidaria, Anthozoa, Actiniaria, Aiptasiidae.